GUGACUUUAAUACAUUCGUCACAAUUUGUCAAAGGGAUGAAGGGAAAUAGAAAUUGUAUUUCCUGUGUUCACCGUUUAUACAAAUACAACUAAAUUAUAGUAUUUAAAAAGGAUGGCUUUUGAUUUGGUGGAGAGGUUUCCCAAAGUAACAAAAUAUUACGCGCUCCUUGAUCCCGGACAGUAUCAAUCUAUUUUCGAUGCAAAGCAAAAAGAAAGCGCAGCACCAUUUCUUACAAAAUCACCUCGUGUUAGUCAACAAGGUAACAAAAUCUGGACACACGCUGCAUACAAGCCUAAGAGCGACCAUCAUAUACCAAAUUGUACAUCAAUUCGUUCAAAAGUACCGCGGUUUAAAUAUGAUACAAUCAGUAAAGCGGAGUUAGAUGCAAUUUUAUGUAAUUGUGGUCAAAAUACCUGUGAAUGUUUGCCAAAAAAGGAAGAACCCGAAUCGAAAACUGAAGAACCUAUCCGUCCCCGUAUAUUUAUAGGCGGUUGUCCAAGGGCACAGAGUGACAGUGGUAUAUCCGUACCGUGUAGAAGAGAUCGUGGAUUUCAACUUUUUCCUAAUGGUAGACAGAAACGUAUACUCGAAGAUUUUAAGCCUGGUCCCCCGUUGUAUGAUACUAGAGUGCACGAGUUUACAACUUUUUUCCGUGGAUGCAAAUGGAGCCACUGGACUGCGCGAAGAUCUACCAAAAUUGUAGACGAUGGACCCGGCCCCGCUGCAUAUACCAUAGAACAUGGGCCAACCGAAACAGAGAUGUGUGCGGAAAAAAUCCGUGCAGAAAGAAGAAGAAAAUCAAAACAAUACAGGUACAUUGAGAUGGUCCAACAAAAAAAUUUAAGAGAAAAUCAACCUGGCCCGGCUACUUAUAGUCCAAACCCUCCUAAACAUACAGAAAUGAAGUUCUUAGGAACGAAAGCUGAGAGAUUUCAAACUUCAAAAUACGAAGUUAUUCCUGGACCUAACGCUUAUACAAUUAAACGUAUGUUUGAUCUGCCAGAACCGCCAGAGAAGAAUUGUCAUGCAACCUUACCUCCCUUGGCUCCUUUUGGAUUCAACGCGCCAAGGUUUCAGCGUACCACGCAAAAGGCGCCCGGACCGGCUGACUAUGAAACUACUCGCAAGAUUUGUAAUAUACUAGUUUGCACAAAAGCACCUUUUGGGUCAUUUACAAAACGAUUUCCUAAAACAGAAGAACUGGAUGAAAGAGCCGAGGUAGAAGAUGAAGUAAAAGACGAAGAACAACAAGAAAAAUGUAUUAACUUAAGUUGGAUGUUCAAAUCUAAAGCGAAAAGACUAUCCCGUCUGGAGAAGAACUUAUGUGCACCAAGUCCUGCAGAUGUACCUAUGACAAUGUAUGACAAAAAAAGGUCUUUGCCGUUGCAAAAAUCAGCACCGUUCUAUACAUCGACCGAACGUUUUCAACCUUGGUACAACUGGGUACCAAUACAGAAUUUGUUUAAAACCCCCGGACCUGCUCAGUAUAGACUGGAUAAACCGUCAUGUACACCCGCUGUAGUACGAGGACCUUUAUAUCGGUCCAAACGUUUCGAAUAUUCAAUUUCCAAAACACCUGCAAGUAACAACUAUAGUAUAGGAGGCGGAGUGGAGACAGUGUUACAUACAAGCAGUGUGAGAGUUAAAGAUAAUAUUAAGAAAAGACGCAGAUUCCGUUGGAAAGCUUUGAAACAAAAGAGUAAAUUAAGUGAUAAAGAAAAAGAAGCACUUUUAUUAAACAAUUGUAUAGCUUUGCUGAAUGUUGACCCUUUUAGUGAUAAAGUGUCCAGUUCGGGUAAAUCUUAUUCUACAACACCCGAAAAAAGAAAUAAUAAACUAUUACACUGCUUUUUGUACCGACAUGCAGUACCUAAUUAUUUUUAGAUUUUUAUCUGAUGAGAUUUGGCACAACCACAGCACGAUUGGCAGCCAGGGCAGCAGCAGUGACGCACGAUUUUUAAUAUCAUAUAGUUACAUCGUAUUUUAUUAACAAUAUCCACUGGAAGCGGUUUGGCGCAAAACAGCCUUUUAUCAUCCUUUUUACACAAUAUUUAGGAAACCUCAAGUUGAAGUUCCAAGUACAAAAUUAAGUUUGAGUAAAACUUCAAUGAAAAUAGAUUACCUUUUAUUUUUUAAUGGCCAGCAGUUAAUUUCCCUUCUUGGUUGGCGAAUACAUUUAAUUUCCAAUAUUACAGUAAAAAGAAAUCCAUCGUAGUCCACAUUAAAGUGUUUUAUAUUGUAUCUUUUCACAUUUUAUACAAAUUUACAAUAACAUGACAUUAAAACUA
Molecule: messenger RNA, 2289 nt
Organism: Papilio polytes (common Mormon)
Lineage: Eukaryota; Metazoa; Arthropoda; Insecta; Lepidoptera; Papilionidae
Exons: 1
Coding region: 113-1885 (590 amino acids)
Source: RefSeq, a predicted model, not a curated record